Molecule: messenger RNA, 3044 nt
Organism: Acanthochromis polyacanthus (spiny chromis)
Lineage: Eukaryota; Metazoa; Chordata; Actinopteri; Pomacentridae
Gene: colgalt1a
Product: collagen beta(1-O)galactosyltransferase 1a
Exons: 12
Coding region: 155-1984 (609 amino acids)
Molecular function (GO): procollagen galactosyltransferase activity
Source: RefSeq, a predicted model, not a curated record
UCAACUCGCUGCUGUCACAUCAGGAGCUGCCGUGAGGACUUUCUAAUAUGUGAUGACCGCGCACAGCCAACAGGCAACUUUUCUGUAGCUCAUCCUGAGUUACAGCACCGAUCCCUUUCUGUAUUAUCUCACAUUUGAUAAUUUAUUAGACGCGAUGCUCGGGCCGGCCGGCCUGCUCCUGUUCCUCCUCUCCCUCCUGUCCUGCUGCUCUCCUGCUCAGGGAUAUUUCGCGGAGGAGCGCUGGAGCCCCGAGUCUCCUCUCCUCGCUCCUCGGAUCCUGAUCGCCCUGAUUUGUAGAAACUCCGAGCACUCCUUGCCGUAUUUCCUGGGUACCAUCGAGCGCCUCAACUACCCCAAAGACCGCAUGGCUCUGUGGGUAGCAACUGAUCACAAUGAGGACAACACUACAGAUGUUCUGCGGGACUGGCUUGUGAAGGUGCAAAACCUUUACCAUUACGUGGAGUGGCGACCAAAAGAGGAACCCAGACGUUAUGCAGAUGCGGAUGGUCCGAAGCAGUGGACAGAUCUCCGCUAUGAGCAUGUUAUGAAGCUUCGGCAAGUAGCGCUGGAGUCUGCUCGAGAAAUGUGGGCAGACUACUUUAUGCUGGUGGACUGUGAUAACCUCCUCACCAACCCCGAUGUGCUCUGGAAGCUCAUGAAAGAGAACAAGACUAUUAUUGCUCCGAUGCUUGAAUCCCGUGCGGCCUAUUCAAACUUCUGGUGUGGAAUGACCUCCCAGGGCUACUAUAAGCGGACUCCUGCUUACAUACCUAUUAGAAAGCAGAUACGGAAGGGCUGUUUUGCUGUUCCCAUGGUCCACUCCACAUUCCUGAUAGACCUCAGGAAAGAGGCAUCCAGACAGCUGGCCUUUCACCCGCCACACCCAGAAUACAGCUGGGCAUUUGAUGACAUCAUUGUGUUUGCAUAUUCUGCUCGGAUGGCAGAUGUUCAGAUGUUUGUAUGCAACAGGGAGACCUAUGGUUACUUCCCUGUGCCAUUACGCUCACAUAGUACUUUGCAAGACGAAACUGACAGCUUCCUGCACUCCCUGUUAGAAGUUAACGUGCGAAAUGCCCCAGUGAUGCCUUCCAAACACAUACGUGUUCCUAGAAAACAACCUGACAAACUGGGCUUUGAUGAGGUGUUCAUGAUAAACCUGCAAAGGCGGACUGACCGCCGAGAUCGAAUGCUGCGGACGUUGUAUGAGCAGGAGAUUGCUUGUAAAGUCAUUGCAGCUGUAGAUGGAAAAGCGAUGAACGUUAGUGAGGUUCAUAGUAUGGGCAUCCAUAUGCUGCCUGGCUACAGUGACCCUUAUCACGGUCGACCGCUAACAAAGGGAGAGCUGGGAUGCUUUCUUUCUCACUACAACAUCUGGAAAGAGAUUGUGGAGCGACGCCUGCACACCUCUCUGGUGAUUGAGGACGACCUGCGCUUUGAGGUUUUCUUCAAACGUCGUUUGAUGAACUUGAUGAGUGAGGUGGAGAAAGAAGGACUGGAUUGGGACCUCAUUUAUAUUGGUCGGAAGAGAAUGCAAGUGGAUCACCCAGAGAAAGCAGUGCCAAAUAUACAUAACUUAGUGGAGGCAGACUAUUCAUAUUGGACACUAGGCUAUAUGAUGUCGUUACAGGGCGCUGAGAAACUUUUGAAAGCAGAACCGCUGAAGAAGAUUUUGCCAGUGGAUGAGUUUCUUCCUAUCAUGUACAAUAAACACCCUGUGUCUGAUUACAUGGAUCAGUUUGAAACCAGGGACCUGAAAGCAUUCUCUGCAGAGCCUCUUCUUGUGUAUCCAACACACUAUACAGGUGACAAGGGCUACAUCAGCGACACUGAGACCUCGACUGUGUGGGACAACGACAAGGUCCGCACUGACUGGGACAGAGCGCGCUCAGGAAAAACUCGAGAGCAAGCUGAGAUCAGCAGCGAAGCCCAGAACUCAGACGUGCUGCAGUCCCCUCUGGACAGUACAGCACGGGACGAGCUAUGAGAAGGACUGAACCAGAGCCUCGGAAAAAUGUAAAGGUGCAUGGGACAAACCACGUCAGUUUUUCAAAUCAUGUUCGAUCUUUAGUUAUUUUGAUUUUGCAUUGCAGCAGGGAUGUGACGUCAAGGUUUCUAAAAAAGAUUUAAGUUAUCAGAUGUGACAAGGUGAAAAGGGAACAUGUGCAUCUUAUGUUUUCUUGGUAGUUUUUACUUAACAAAGGCACUAGACUUGCCAUUUGGGAUGGCAUUUGCGGUACCCAAACUCUGUCUGUCAUACAGAAAUGAACAUGCUUAUCAGCGAAGAAUGAAACUGGUGUUACAUUUCAGUACACUGUGAAAUACUUUUGAAUCAUUUCUCAUCAUUUCAUAGACAAAAUAUGGUUUAGCUACACUCCAUAUCACUGAGAAAAAUGGAAACAGUUGUCAUAUUAUUUGCUUUUAAUCUCAACGGUGCUGUGUUUUAAAUAAUCAUUAGCCAGACUUGUGGAUGCAUGUAGCAAAAUGUUAUCAAAGCAACAAAACACACAUGCAACAGUUGGUGCUAAAUCAGCAUCCUAGAUUUGCAGUAAUACUGAAGGCGUUUACUAAUUGUGCACUUUGUUGCUCCCGAGUCUCUUGUUGCCUCUUUGUGUGUCUCAUCAGACUAGUGUCACGGACUAGCUGUUGAUAUUGUUACAAGUGAGACAAACCACUGUCCACACCACAUACUCUCUGAUUUGAGAAGAAUAUGGUUAUAUGUUCCCUUUGAGUUCCCUCAGAAAGAACUCGACUGAACAAUUUCAAACACACUCUGGCCGUCAUCUUAAUCCUUCUCAGAUGAGUUAAGUCCGAAUUUGAGCAGUUUGAGCUUCAUGGAAGGUUCGCUACACAAGAUAGGGUGUAAAGUCUGGAUCAUUGUGCUUUCCACAGCUUAUUUAUUCUGCCAUGGUUUCCUCGUCACGUGGCCAGAUAUGUGAAGACGUUGGUUUCUGUAGAGUACCGAUACGAGACAUUCACCCACUGAUUGUGCACAGAAAUGUUAGCGGUGCGUUGUGCCAACGAAAAAUAAAAUGUUUAUUUUUAAA